Zophobas morio is the source of this 1590-nucleotide messenger RNA. RefSeq names its product glycogen [starch] synthase, muscle-like. The record is from RefSeq and is a predicted model, not a curated record. The transcript has 15 exons. Gene Ontology annotation, molecular function: alpha-1,4-glucan glucosyltransferase (UDP-glucose donor) activity. Bases 1 to 1551 code for a protein of 516 amino acids. Lineage: Eukaryota; Metazoa; Arthropoda; Insecta; Coleoptera; Tenebrionidae. Gene Ontology annotation, biological process: glycogen biosynthetic process. Gene Ontology annotation, cellular component: cytoplasm.
AUGCGGCCAGCUAAGGCCUGUGAAGGAAUUGAGCUAGUAAAGGAACUGUCUACUGCUUUUAUCGUUGCGCACUUUCACGAAUGGCUUACCGGAAUAGGAUUAAUUCUUUUGCGAACAAGACAGAUCAAUAUCGCUACUGUAUUUACCACCCACGCAACGGUCUUGGGAAGGCGAAUUUGCGCAAAGGGGGGGGAUUUUUAUAAUAAUUUAAAAUGUAUUAACAGUGACAAAGAGUCAGGAGAUUUAAACAUAUUUCAUCUUUUCUGUAUUGAACGUGCUGCUGUUCACUCAGCGCAUGUUUUUACUACAGUAAGCCACGUUACCGGACUGGAGACUCAAUAUUUAUUAGGGAGAAUUCCAGAGGUUAUUUUGCCCAAUGGUUUGAACUUAUCGAAGUUUUGCGCUUUGCACGAAUUUCAAAAUCUUCAUUCUCAGUACAAGGCCGUGUUAAAUAAAUUUACACAGGGUCAUUUCUACGGUCACUUGAAUUUUGAUUUGAAUGAAACGCUGUACUUUUUUAUAGCCGGGCGGAAUGAAUACUCCAAUAAGGGGGUCGAUCUUUAUCUUGAAGCGCUUGCACGCUUGAAUUACCGACUGAAGAAAGAGGAAAGUGAGAAAACUGUUAUAGCCUUUAUCAUAAUGCCAGGAACUACAGAAAACUUCAACGUGGAGGCGCUUCACGGGCAAGCAAUUAUUAAACAAAUCACAGACACCGUCGCAGAGGUAAAAGAGAGUAUUGGGAAGAAAAUUUAUAAUGACGUCUGCUGCGGACUUGUGCCCAAAAGCGAAGAGUUGCUUUCCGGCGAAGACAUCCGCAGGUUGAAGCAAAUGCUAUAUCGCUCACAGCGCACCAAUCUGCCGCCCGUCUGCACCCACAAUCUGAGUAAUUCAGAAGAGGAUAAGAUAAUCCUGAGCAUCCGGGAAAAACAGCUGUUCAAUAACGAGUGCGACAGAGUCAAAGUAGUCUACCAUCCGGAGUUUCUGUGCUCUGCGUCCCCGCUGUUACCACUGGAAUACGAACACUUUGUUCGGGGCUGCCACUUGGGCGUCUUUCCCUCGUACUAUGAGCCGUGGGGGUACACGCCAGCCGAGUGCACAGUGCUCGGAGUCCCUUCAGUUACUUCCAACCUGUCUGGCUUUGGUUGCUUUAUUGAGGAAAUCGUCAAAAGCAAAAAUGUGGAUCCAGCAGAUUUCGGUAUAUAUAUCGUGGACAGAAGAUUUAAGGCCCUUGAUGAAAGCCUCGAGCAGCUCGUUGAUUACAUGCACCGCUUUACUAAGCUCAAUCGAAGAGAAAGAAUAAACUUAAGAUAUAGAAACGAGAGAUUGUCGCAGCUGCUUAGCUGGACAAAACUUUGUAAGUACUAUAAAAAGGCACGAGAUUUAGCUCUUCGAAGAACAUUCAGCGAUUACCAACCUGAUAAGGAGCAAAAAGAGGACUCAAAAAUAACAAAUCUCAAUGAUGCACUGAGCCCGAAACACACACCCUUGUACAACUCAAUCGAACGCAGGGCACCGAAAAGUUGUUCGUCUAAAAUAAAGGCGGACCAUUAAAUACUAUAACAAUGGUCUUAAACAAAAUCCUAUUUUAAA